AUGUGUUCACUCUUUGUUCUCUUUCAAAUUCUUAUUAAUCGAAAAUUACGAUCUGCAAUGAAAAAUCAUGUUCUCAUUAUUUUUCUCAUUCUUGGUUUGGGUUCUCAAUUAAUUGAUGUUCCAUUCUAUCUCUAUUUUAUUGUACAUUCAACUGUUAUUUCAUCGAAUUAUUCAGUCUGUCUUAUAUGGUGGUUUAUUGAUAUUGGUUGGUAUAAUGGAUGAACCAUAAUUUUUUCAUGGACUGCUUUGGAAAGACAUAUUAUCAUAUUUAAUGAUCAAUGGAUUUCAACAAGAAAUAAACAUAUAUUAGUUCAUUAUGUACCAUUGAUGUUUUUAAUCUUUUACAUUUUAAUUUACUAUAUUUAUUCAAUUUAUUUUUUGUCCAUGUAAAGAUGUUUAUGAUUAUACUCAGUCACUCUGUAAUGUAUCUCCAUGUUAUCAAAAUGAUCAAAUAAUGCGCAUGUGGGAUAUAUUUGUCAAUUAUAUUGUGCCAUCAAUUCUCGAGGCAUUUUUAAGUUUCGCUUUCCUUUUUCGAGUUAUCUUGCAUAAAUACUGUUCUCAUCUACCAAUCCAAUGGCGCAAGCAACGAAAGAUGACGAUUCAGUUAAUGUUUAUUUCUUCUCUUAAUCUGGUAUUUAAUGUUCCACUUAGUAUUAUUAAAAUUGCUCAUUUAUUUGGCUUAUCAUCAGAUGUUGGAGCUGAUGCUGCACAGUAUCUAUACUUUCUUUGUUAUUUUUUCAUUUUUGUAUUUCUUUUCAUCUGUCUUGGAUCAAUAAGUGAUGUAUACAAGGUA
Molecule: messenger RNA, 793 nt
Organism: Rotaria sp. Silwood2
Lineage: Eukaryota; Metazoa; Rotifera; Eurotatoria; Philodinida; Philodinidae
Source: the annotation of a GenBank genome assembly